This is a messenger RNA of Acaulospora colombiana, 967 nucleotides long. Lineage: Eukaryota; Fungi; Glomeromycota; Glomeromycetes; Diversisporales; Acaulosporaceae. The record is from the annotation of a GenBank genome assembly.
ACAGUAAUCUCUACGAGUGCAAGUCCACCAAUCCUUUACGACUCGAGGAAGCCCAUAGGAGUGAAUGCGUUCAAGUUGGUGGCGUAUUCGUAGACCGCGCCGCUAGAGAAUUGCUCAAGAAGAAACUGGAAAAUUCGAGAUUUGGCACGGACGAAUUCCUCGACUUGAUGAUAGACUAUUUUGAAGUCAAGGAAAGUUGGCUUAUAGUCACCUUCCUGCUUUUCACUGACAUGGACACCAGACCAAGCGCCUUUUCGGGGGCUCGCUAUCGUCCAAUGUCAUCCAGUUUGGGAGGAAUAGCGAUAACGACCGCGCGAACAACAUCCUCAAAGGCAAGAUCACUAUGUCGAAGGAAGAAGUCGGAACUGCUUGAAAUUAUUGCGAGGUCGCAAAGUCCAGGUGAGUUUCACUGGGUCUAUUAUAAACUAAGAACUCAUUCCUGUCAGCACAUGCUACUUGUAGGGGGAUUCGGAGAGUCGCCACAUCUACAGCAGCGUCUGCGAGAACAAUUUGAGCCAAAAGGUUCCGAAAUCGUGACUGUUGACCAACCAUCUGGAGGUGAUCGUCUAAAGAUGUUGGACCCCUGGAUCGAGAAGGACAAAUCGCUUGUUCACAACUGGGAGCUUGUCAAAUUCUAUAGCAUCUCGUGGAAACGUCCUCCAACGAUGACCGGUCCUCUUUCCUGGGAGAUCAGUCUGAUGGCUAAUACGAAUAUUUCAGGGCACCCUCUUCCCAAGAUGAGGAGGAUAUGUACAGUGACGGCUGACCUUCCACAACUGGCUCCCGCUCUGGAGAUGAAGAUGGGUGCCACUGGCCAAUUCUGGAUCGUCAAUUUCGAGAUAGUUAUACGUCAGGGAAUGAGCGCAACGGUCCUGUUAGCAUCAUACCUGGAACGGCAUUCUAGUAGUCAGAGGACACGUGUACUAUGGGCUUCCUCGAGUCGUAAAGGAUUGGUGGACUUGCACUC